UUUGGCAGUGAAAUGACUUGUCUUGAAAUUAUUGCCAUUACGCAUGAGGUUGUUGUGCGCGCGCUGGAGUUUUGACAGCAAUGCGAGCGCACAAGAACGCGGGAUUCCUGCAGCUGCGCGUGCACACACACACACACACACACACGCAUUCACACACGCACGCACUCACACACACAGGAAAGUGAACGAUUAGUCGUUUUUCAGGGUUCCAGGAUCGAGCUGUAAAAGAUGCAGGACUAGCGCAUUUCGUCUCGAGAAGAGUGGACAGAAGGUCUCCUGUGUGCCAUGGCUCAGUUUAGGCUGCAGAACGUGGAGGACUUCUAUGAGCUUGGGGAGAUACUGGGCAGUGGACACUUCGGGGAGGUGCGGGAGCUGAGAGAGCGAUCCUGUGGUACCUGCUGGGCGGGGAAGUUCGUGAAGCUCCGUCGGAGCGUGAGCAGUCGUCUGGGCAUGGAGAGAAAGAGCGUGGAGCAGGAGGUGGAGAUCCUACAGAGUCUGCAACACAUCAACAUUAUGGCUUUACGAGACGUUUUUGAGAGCCGAGCUGAGAUUGUGCUAGUCGUGGAGCUCAUCCGAGGUGGAGAGCUGUUCGACUUCAUCGCAUCAAAGGAGAAUCUGACUGAGAACGAAGCCAUUGACUUCCUGAAGCAGAUUCUGAGAGGCAUUGGCUUCAUGCACAGUAAACAAAUCGCCCACUUCGAUCUGAAGCCUGAGAACAUCAUGCUGUCUGAUAAGAACGCAGAGCAUCCUGAGAUCAAGAUCAUCGAUUUCGGACUCGCCCACCGCUUUAUAGCAGGAGAGGAGUACAAGAGUCUGUGUGGCACUCCUCAGUACAUAGCUCCUGAGGUGAUAAACUAUGAGCCGUUGAGCGUAUCCACUGACAUGUGGAGUAUUGGUGUUAUUACCUACAUACUAUUAAGCGGCAUAUCACCCUUCCAAGGAGAAACGGACCAGGAGACACUACGGAACAUUGUGGAUAUGAAGUACGAUUUUGACGAGCAUUACUUUAGCCAAACCAGCAACAUCGCCAAAGAUUUUAUUGAGAAGCUGCUUGUGAAGGAUCAGAGUGAAAGAAUGACAGCUGACGAAUGUUUACUGCACCCCUGGAUCAAGCCCCUGACCCGUAAGCAGGCAGCCAACAGGAGUCGCUCAUCUAUCAACAUGAAGAACUUCAGAAAGUUCAACGCCAGGAGAAAGUGGAAGAUGUCCUAUAACAUGGUGUGGGCAUGCAACCGACUGACUCGCCUGCAGCUGCACUGCAAGAGGGAUAAAGAGGACCAGGAACUGAGAAGUUGCGAGAGCGACCAGGAGGACACAGAGACAAAGCCGGCCUCGCUCAUCCGCCGCAGACUGAGCAGCAGCUCCUGAACCUCAACUCCAUCUUCUCCUGCAUCUCUCCACAAAGGAAACGUCUGAGAACCCUGGAGCUCUCCAGCCGUGCACUCUAAUUUAUUUCGGAGUUCACUCGAUGCAGCGUUUCACAUUUUAUUAUCCGGAUGCAUUUGGAAUGAGCGUUACAGUGCACAUGGCAGCCAUAGGUUCAAAUAUCAUUACACAAUUUUUUUUACUGCAAAUACCCUUCAGUAGGGAUUAAUAUGAACCAGUGUCAUACAUGAAUAGCCUUAUGAAGUCUGUUUUGAAGUGUCUUUGGUUUACAUUUAUUUUUUAUAUGUUAGGGGUUUGCUCUGUUUUUGUUUUUUUGUUUUUUUGCUGUUACACACAAACUCUACGAGUGCACGGUUACAUUACGGUGCAUUCUGACAAAAGCCAUGGAGCUUUAAGUUUUCUUUCAGUCUAAGACAGAGCGCAGAACACAGCCGGACUUCUUUGAGGCUUGGUGUGUUUUUGUGAAAAUACAGAAUAUAUAAUUAUAGGUGCUUUAAUCGUACAUGGAAAGCAAGGAGGACAAAAUAAGCUCACCCUGCCUUCUUUUAGUUCUAUCGUAGAGUAGAGAUUAUUACAUUUUUAGAUUAUUAGAUUUAUAUUUGAGCCACGUUUACAGUGUAUCAACUAAGGAUUUUUUAAAAGGUUUGUUAUUUUAUACAGCGUCUUUAAAGUAAAUUUCCUCCAGGUCCUUAAAUGUGUCAUAAAAUAUCGUUGGUUAACAAUAACAAUGGUUUGUAUAAAAAAAUAAAAUAAAAUCAUUAAAUAUAAUUAGGAGAUUGCGAGUUCUAAUCCUGGAGCAGAGGGAGUUAAACUGGGAGUCGAACUGGUUCUAAAUUAGGCUCUGGCCCCGAACCAGCAGCCAAACUGUAAGGCCACGUUCACACUGCAGGUAAAAGUGGCCCAAAUCCGAUUUUUUUGGGGUCAAGUGACCAGGUCAGACUUCUUCAGGAGUAGUGUGAACACUCAAAUCUGGCCCAGAUCUGAUUUUUUUAAAUCAGAUCUGGGCCACGUCCAUAUGUGGUCCUGAAUUAGACCCAAAUCUGAUUUUUUCCAAUGUGGCCGCAGUGU
This is a messenger RNA of Tachysurus vachellii, 2454 nucleotides long. RefSeq names its product death-associated protein kinase 2-like. The record is from RefSeq and is a predicted model, not a curated record. Gene Ontology annotation, biological process: positive regulation of apoptotic process; protein phosphorylation; intracellular signal transduction. The transcript is spliced from 12 exons. Gene Ontology annotation, cellular component: nucleus; cytoplasm. Lineage: Eukaryota; Metazoa; Chordata; Actinopteri; Siluriformes; Bagridae. Bases 286 to 1368 code for a protein of 360 amino acids. Gene Ontology annotation, molecular function: protein serine/threonine kinase activity; ATP binding.